Messenger RNA from Amblyraja radiata (thorny skate), 1956 nucleotides. It is a transcript of the gene paox, whose product is annotated as polyamine oxidase. The record is from RefSeq and is a predicted model, not a curated record. Lineage: Eukaryota; Metazoa; Chordata; Chondrichthyes; Rajiformes; Rajidae. The transcript is spliced from 7 exons. Gene Ontology annotation, molecular function: polyamine oxidase activity. The coding region runs from base 1 to 1584 and encodes 527 amino acids. Gene Ontology annotation, biological process: spermidine catabolic process.
AUGAUGGAUGAUGGCGACGUAGCGGAGCGGCCUAGGCCGGGGCCUGACUCACCGGGACCAGCGUCGAGGCCGGGCCGCCGGGUGGUGAUCGUGGGCGGCGGCCUGGCGGGGCUGGGCGCGGCGCGGCGCCUGGCGGAGCGCGGUCUGGGCCCCGGGCGCGUGCCCGUGCGGGUUCGCGUGCUCGAGGCGCGGGAGCGGCGCGGCGGCCGCGUGUGGAGCCGCCCCUUCGGAAAAGGUUUGAUUGACAUGGGAGCACAGUGGAUCCAUGGCCCCUCGAAGCAGAAUGCAGUCUUUCAGUUGGCCAGCCAGCACCAUCUUCUGGAUGAGGCAGCUAUGUCAGAGGAGAAUCAGGCUGUGGAAUUAAAUGCACAACUCCUCGCUAUGUCAGUCUGUUUCACCAGCUCGGGGAAGAUAAUAGACCCCGAGGUAUCUGCCUCUGUGGAAGAAUUGUUUUCAUCGCUUAUGUUCAAGAGCAAAGAGUACUUCCAGGCAGCGACAGAACCCGUACGGAGUUUGGGUGAAUUUCUCAAGAAUGAAAUUGCUCAGUGUGCGGAAGAAUGGAAAAACGAUGCGGAAAUGUGCAAUCUCAAACUUGCACUGCUCAAUGUGGAAUUCAAGAUAGAGUGCUGUAUAUGUGGGACCCACAGCCUGGAUUUAGUGGCACUCCACCCUUUCGGAGAGUACAUAUCCUUACCUGGAAUUGAUUGCACCUUUCCAAGUGGAUUUAAGAGCCUCAUUGAUGAAAUGACUAAAUCGCUGCCAAAGGACAUUGUGUCAUUCAACAUGCCAGUUAAAUGCAUUCAUUGGAACGGAUCCUUGAAAACACCAGAGGCACUGGAACGCGCUCACUCUGUUCUGGUGGAAUGUGAAAACGGCGAGAUUAUACCAGCUGAUCAUGUUAUAGUCACUGUUCCUUUAGGUUUCCUUAAGGAGCAUCAUAAAACUUUCUUCGACCCACAACUUCCCAUCAGCAAAAUCAAAUCUAUUGAGAAAAUUGGCUUUGGAACAAGUAACAAAAUCUUCCUUGAAUUUGAGGAGCCGUUUUGGGAACCACAAUAUGAUUUGAUCAAGCUGGUCUGGGAGGAUGAGUCUCCAUUGAAUGAGAGAGCAGAUCUACAGACAACAUGGUUCAGGAAGAUAUUAGGUUUUAUCGUCCUCCCUGCAGCAAGGCAUGGCCACGUCCUCUUAGCUGUGCUUGCUGGGCAGGAAGCCAUCUUUAUGGAGCAGUUAUCUGAUUCUGAAGUUAAAGAUUGUUUGACACAAGUCAUACGCCAAUUUACAGGAAACCCAUCACUGCCUCCACCAAAGAAUAUAUUACGAACAAAAUGGCACAGCGAUCGGUUCACAAAGGGAUCCUACAGUUACACCGAGGUUGGCAGUUCAGGUGAUGAUAUUGAUAUCAUUGCUCAACCUCUCCCAUCAGAACCUGCAAAGGCACAGCCUCUGCAGGUGCUUUUUGCUGGUGAAGCCACUCAUCGGACAUUUUAUUCGACCACUCAUGGUGCUCUGGAAUCAGGAUGGAGGGAAGCAGAUCGCCUGAGAGACUACUAUUUGCAUCACACCUCCGGCAAUCCAAAACUAUAAAACGUCAUUGUUCGUUAUAAAAGUGCACUUAGCAUAUCUAUCUAUAAAUAAUUAAACCGCUUAUAUCGUGCAAAUCUACAACCUAUACUCAAACUUCAGGGUAAAAUGAUUAUUGAAUGUUCUCUGUAUUAUGUUGCUGCAUCUGAAAAACUAUUCUUAGAAAUAAAUUGUUGAAAGUGACACCGGAUAAAGAUAUUUAAAGAACAACGGAUUUUCCAUUGAAGGGUCUAUGGCCAGAGUGAGUCCCACCGCAAAUUGGAGGAGCAGCAACUCGUAUUUCGCUUGGGUAGUUUACAUCCCUGCGGUAUGAACAUUGACUUCUCCAAUUUCAGGUAGUCCUUGCUUUCUCCCGCCUUCCCCUCCCCUUCCCAG